AUGGCGAACAAAAUUCUCCUUGUCUUUAUCGUGUUCGAUGUCAUUUUCCUCCUUUGCGCAGGUCUCCAUCUCUUCAUCCCACUGUAUACCCGCAUGAACAUUAAAAACAACAACAACGUCAACAACAUCGCAUCUAACCUCUUGCUCGACCAUUGUCCGCUCACAGUGAGCGUUGUCAAUUCGAUCAUUAUGUUCAUCGCCUUCCUCCUCUCUAUUCCGGCCUUGUUCAUGCAGCGCAACCGCACAUGGUUGAAAGUUCACGCUUGGGGAAUUGUCAUUGCCGCUCUCCUUACUCUGGCCAUUGGUCUAGACAUCUGGUUCUCCACCCUCGAAACCAAGAAGAAUCUCGCCCCAAUUUGGAAUGCUCAAACUCCAGCCGUUCAAACGAUGCUGCAGACCAAGUUCCAAUGCUGUGGAUACAGCAAUCCGGCGCUGUUUGUUAAAGACCAGACCUGUACCAGUGCGGCGACGGCGGCGAGACUGGGCCCGUGUAUCACCCCCUUCGGCACGUUUGCAAAUCGGUUCCUGGAUGUGGUUUUCACAACCUUCUUUGGAUUUGUGGCUGUUGAUAUGAUGCUCCUGUUGGCUGCGUUGUGUCUGAUCAAGGAUCGAAAGGAGAGGGAACGAUACAGGCUCAUUGAUGAGAAGAGAGGAUUUGGACCAAUCUAA
Molecule: messenger RNA, 669 nt
Organism: Cladophialophora psammophila CBS 110553
Lineage: Eukaryota; Fungi; Ascomycota; Eurotiomycetes; Chaetothyriales; Herpotrichiellaceae
Exons: 2
Coding region: 1-669 (222 amino acids)
Source: RefSeq, a predicted model, not a curated record